UUUAUGUACAGUUCUAGAGAGAGAGAGAGAGAGAAGUCAUUGCUUCCCGCGUUUUCCACCUCCAAUCUCAUUUAACUCAUGCGUGCAAGCCAUUCUCUCAUAAUUAAAUCUCUCAUCUCUUUCCUGAAUCCCCUAACGGUUUUAAUUUCUUUUGUAAGCUUCUUCAAUAUUCCUCUUACCCACAAUCUCUCUCUCUCUCUCUCUCUCUCUCUCAUCCACUUUUUCCCACAUCGCUUUCCUCUUUAAAAGCAGCUAAGGAACAAAGCCCAUUUCGCCAAAUUUUCUGUUUGUGGUCCAUUAUCAGAUCCCAAUUGUUCAAACCAUGGGGAACCACAUUAGCUCAAAACCCCCAGCUGAAGCUUCAACACCACCACCACCAAUCCAUUUCAACAACAAUAUCCAAUACUCAACAGAGCUCAACUCCUACGAAGCAGCGUGCAAACUCGACGAGGACUUGCAGUCAUUCGAUACGAAUCUGCAAACUCGAACAAAUCAAGUAAUCAACACGCUAGCAGUUGGGGUUGAAGUUCGUGCACUUUCAUUCGAUUCGCUAAAACAAGUAACAGAAUGCCUUUUGGAAAUGAACCAGGAGGUAGUGAAAGUGAUCUUGGAAUGCAAGAAAGACAUAUGGAAGACUGAGGAGUUGUUUGAACUUGUUGAGGAGUACUUCGAGAAUAGCCUGCAAACCCUAGAUUUCUGUGCUGCAUUGGAGAAAUGCCUCAAGCGCGCUCGCGAUAGCCAGUUGCUCAUUCUUGUCGCGCUGCAAACGUUUGAUGAAGAGACAGUUGAUGGGAGUAACAAGUUCGUAAAAACCCUAGAGGACUUGAAGAAUUUCAGGAAUUCCGGUGAUCCUUUCACCGAAGAGUUCAUCCAAGUAUUUCAAUCUGUUUAUAAGCACCAGAUCCAAAUGCUUGACAAAUUGAAACUCAGAAAGAAGAAACUUGACAAGAAGCUCAAGUACAUUCAUGCAUGGAGGAAGGUUUCGAGUAUCAUAUUCGCUGCCACAUUUGCUGCGGUGUUGAUUUGCUCGGUGGUGGCUGCAGCCAUGGCGGCACCACCAGUCGCAGCAGCUCUGGCUGCAGCAACUUCUAUUCCAUUGGGAUCAAUGGGUAGGUGGAUUGAUUCUUUAUGGAAGAACUAUGAGACUGCUUUGAAAGGACAGAAGGAAGUCCUCAGCUUUAUGCAGGUGGGAACCUAUGUUGCCAUUAAGGACUUGGAUAAUAUUCGGGUACUCAUCGAUCGGUUGGAGAUUGAGAUUGAAUCGCUUAUGCAUAAUGCCAAUUUCGCCAUUGAAGAAGAGGCUGUGAAAGUUGGAAUAGAGGAGAUAAGGAAGCAGUUGGCAAUGUUUAUGAAGAAUGUGGAGGAAUUAGGCUCACAAGCUGAUAUUUGCAGCAGGGAUAUUCGUAGGGCGAGGACUGUGGUUCUACAGAGGAUCAUCAAGCCUCCAAAGCGUUAAAAGAUUCUCAUCGGUUACAUCCCAACCAUCGAAAGAAUCCCUCCGGUAACCACCAGCUGAAAACUGCUCUUACAUAUGAUGAAAAAUUUGACUGAUUUUCGUAUUUAUUUGAUUCUAUUUAUGUACCUUAUAGUAAUCCGUAUUCCGAAUCCAUGCGAUAUGGGGUUCAUAGGAUUAUGCAAUAACGGAUGACUGACUAGGCAUUCAAUUGAUUGUAUCAAAAUGUCUAGGCAGAGAACAUAUAUUAUUCCUGUACUUAAGAUUUUCAGUUUUCAAUAGAUUCAUUCUUUUAUAGAAAUGUGAUUUUCCAUAUGGUGAUUAGCUUAGCGAGGGUUUUGCAACGUACUGGUGCUAUGGACGUGUCCGAUAUUUUUGUUGGACAAUGGGUACUCACUGAUGCACGCAUGCCUGCAUGCGUGAAUGCGAAUUACGCAAUCUUUCACUACGGAGGAUCAAAAACAGCAUCCACUACGAAUGGUAAAGAAGGAUACUGAAGAAACAAGAAUUUUUUUCCACACCCUUGUCUCCUCGGUCAUGGAGUUUAGACGAGUCUGACACUUACCAAGCCUAAGAACUGUAGACGAAAGAACAAGCAGCCAAGAAUAUAGGGUUCGCUUUUAUUCCUGGUCUAGUCUCCGUCUUAACCCAUUUCCACAGCAUCGUCAUGCAGAGUCACUGAACAAAUAAUCUACAAGUAGUUUCCUUGAAAAGGUUGUAUUACAGAAUGCAUAGAAAAGUAGCAUCACAGAGGGAAGAAUCUGUAGAGGCUACAAGAUUUAGAUGUUAGAAAACCUACCCUUGGGAAUUAUCAGAGAAUAAACGCGUACUCCUGAGUUCUAACUUCUGAGGGAGAUUGAGAAACUCGGCAUCUUUGUUUUAGUUUAAAAACUAGAUAAAAGAAGACGACUAGUGUAGUCUGGGGCUAUAUAUGACUAGUUCUCCAUGUAUAUAAUGUUCCCAAAAUCAUGAAAGGCUGUAGAACAAGUUUUCAGAUAUCCAGAAAAGGUAUGCUUACAGCAUAAUGACAUAACCCACGUAUUGAUCUAUCCGAUACAAACUAUCUUUGCUUAAUCAAUUUGUAGGCCCAUGCACUUAAGAUCUACCAUUCUUUCCCUUAUGCCGACGUAGGUGUCUAACCAAGUGUGUGCUAUCAACUCUAGGAAUCAACCUUGUACCCUCCUCCUCUCUUUCGGAUUCAAUGCAGACCAUGCAGUUCCCAUAGCCAAACCCUAGUGGUUCGGUUGAGUUUAACUCCUUGGUUCCACUCACAGUCACUAAGCCCGUAGACAAUGCACAGAUAUUGUCAAUAACAACCAAAAUAACCAGUGAAGAAUACAGAUUUUGCAAGCAAUAUACAAAAAACAAGUAGAACUGCACCACAAGGAGAUCAUAAUUAUCAGGAAAGCAUUUAUUCCAGGAAAUGGAACAGAACUUUAUAUUUGGUCCCCAUAAUUGUUCUAGAGUUUACAAUGAGGUUGGCUCAUUUCUACAAGAAGUGCCCCAGCUGUUAGAUAUAAAAACUUCGUAAUGACCACAGGGUUGUACAUAUACAUACCCAGUGACGGAGAAGGUCGAAUACGUGGAAAGAAAAGAGAAGAAUGCAGCUUUCACAUGGCUAACAAUGGACAAGGUCGAAUAUUGAAGUACGUAGCCGAUGCGAGAUAUGCACAAACUAAAGAGACGUACAUUUUGAACCAUCCAGAUGAGAAAAGGGUGAAGAAUGUACAAAGGCUGGUAAAGACUAUUACUCCAAAAAAGUUCAUUAAACACCUCACCAUAGACAAAUCAUUUUCUGUUCCUUCACGGGGGAAAUGGCCUCGUAAAUAAAAGUCAGAAAGCAAUUUGUCCUUGAGACAGAAUCUAUCCAGCAGCCAUGAACCAAUCUUGUCUUCAGAUGUUGGGAUGUCAU
Messenger RNA from Rhododendron vialii, 3365 nucleotides. Its product is annotated as UPF0496 protein At4g34320-like. Lineage: Eukaryota; Viridiplantae; Streptophyta; Magnoliopsida; Ericales; Ericaceae. The coding region runs from base 323 to 1456 and encodes 377 amino acids. The record is from RefSeq and is a predicted model, not a curated record. The transcript is spliced from 2 exons.